Messenger RNA from Monodelphis domestica (gray short-tailed opossum), 960 nucleotides. RefSeq names its product vomeronasal 1 receptor monDomV1R1214. Gene Ontology annotation, biological process: G protein-coupled receptor signaling pathway. Gene Ontology annotation, molecular function: pheromone receptor activity. NCBI's taxonomy places the organism in Eukaryota, Metazoa, Chordata, Mammalia, Didelphimorphia, Didelphidae. The record is from RefSeq and is marked provisional. Gene Ontology annotation, cellular component: membrane.
AUGAUACUUAGUGACCUGAUCUGUGGUGUGGUAUUCUUCUUUCAAUGUGCCAUUGGUAUUGUAGGGAAUUUGUUGCUCUUCAUGCACUAUGUCUAUAUUACCUUCAGAAAGCCUCAAGAGAAGAAACCUUUGGACUUCAUUAUUGCUCAUUUGAGUUUGACCAAUAUAGUCACACUUUGUACCAGAGGAAUCCCAGAAAUUAUAUUUUGUUUUGGGAUGAGAAAUUUUUUUGAUACUUGGGGGAUUAAGAUUGUCAUGUACAUUUACAGAGUUUCUCGUGGACUUUCUGUAUGCACAACAAGUCUUCUGAGUAUAUUCCAAGCCAUCAUUAUCAGUCCACACAACUCUGUGUGGGCAUGGAUCAAAGUCAGAGUUUUCAGAUAUAUAUUACAUUACUUUUUCUUUUUCUGGGUCACCAAUGCAUUGAUUUAUAUCUCAUCCAUUCAAAGCACUGAAGCAGUCACAAAUGACAAUAUAUCUACCUAUCGUUACAUUUCUCAUCUUUUUGUAGUUCCAUCAAGAAAUAGUCAUAAGGUCACAGUUAAACUUAUGCUUAGUAUUUUUAUUCAUGACAUUAUUUUUCACUUUCUUAUGGGUUUGUCCAGUACCCACAUGGUGUUUCUCCUUUAUAGACAUAGCAAGCAAGUACAGUACAUUCACAGAAAUCAUCAUUCCCCUAGAUCUUUGCCUCAGGUCAGUGUUACAAUGACCAUCCUUUUGCUUGUGAGCUGUUUUGUUUUAUUCUACUGGCUUAACAAUUGUAUCUCCUUAUACUUAAGUUUUACAAUUGUAAAACAUGUUGACUUGGACACCAUUUCAGCCUUUUUUGGUUUAUGUUACCCUGCCCUCUGUCCCUUAAUACUGAUUACCAGAGAAAAUCGUUUCCCAAAGCUUAAUUUUAUGCCCGGGAAGUCAAGAAGAUCUCACAAGGAUUUUAUGGAUGAAUUAGUUAAACCAUGA